Molecule: messenger RNA, 5901 nt
Organism: Dunckerocampus dactyliophorus (ringed pipefish)
Lineage: Eukaryota; Metazoa; Chordata; Actinopteri; Syngnathiformes; Syngnathidae
Gene: zswim6
Product: zinc finger, SWIM-type containing 6
Exons: 14
Coding region: 432-3824 (1130 amino acids)
Cellular component (GO): Cul2-RING ubiquitin ligase complex
Source: RefSeq, a predicted model, not a curated record
CCUCCCCCGACUUCCACACCAUGAGGCUCCGGUGUUGACAGGCCGCCUCCAGGCAGGCGGCAGGCAGCGAGGCCCGGCCUAGCGAGGAAGCUCCCUGCCGAGACAAAGGCGUCCCUCCUCGCCCUUCCUUGUCAUCUUCUGUCGACGCCCACCGGGGGGAGAAGUGGCAAUUAUAACCCCCCCCCGUUUCAAAGCGUUUUAAUUCGGCGGAUCACAAAAGGCUUUAGCGGCCGUGCGGGAAUUGCGCCUGUGGUCCGCAUUUAGCAGGGAGCUAACCGGAGCGACCCGCCUUCUCUUCAUUUGUCAACAAAGGGGUUUGACAAGCCCGCUGAAGCCCUUCCCCCACGCCGCCAUAAAAGGAUGGUUUGGCCAACAUUCUCGCUUCCCCGUCGUCCCCUUCAUAUGGUGCGUUGACUUCCUCCGGAGCUAUCAUGGCGGAGCGCGGGGCACAGCAGCCCCCGGCCAAGCGUCUCUGCUGCAGGCCUGGCUACGUCUCGACGUGUCGGCAAGGCCAGCGAGCCGGGGCUCCGGCGGGCGGUCAUGGCGAGUCGUCGGGCAAAACGCAGAGCCCCGAGUCGCUGCUGGACAUCGCGGCGAGGAGGGUGGCGGAAAAGUGGCCCUUCCAGCGGGUGGAGGAGCGUUUCGAGCGGAUCCCGGAGCCCGUGCAGAGGCGGAUUGUGUACUGGUCUUUCCCGAGGAGCGAACGAGAGAUUUGUAUGUACUCGUCGUUCAGCGGCGGCGCGGAGGAGCUCGGAGGCGGCCCGGAGAGCGGCGACGAGACGCGGCUGCCCUUCCGCCGCGGCGUCGCUCUGUUGGAGGGCGGCUGCGUGGACAACGUCCUGCAAGUGGGCUUCCACCUCAGCGGCACCGUGCGUGAGCCCGCCACGUCCUCGGAGCCCGAGGCGCUAUGCAACGUGAGCAUCAGCUUUGAUCGCUGCAAGAUCACGGCCGUGACGUGCGGCUGCGGCAACAAGGACAUCUUCUACUGCGCACACGUGGUGGCGCUCUCCCUCUACCGGGUGCGCAGCCCUGAGCUGGUCAAACUGCGCCUGCCCAUCUCGGAGACGCUCUUCCAGAUGAACCGCGACCAGCUGCAGAAGUUUGUUCAGUACCUGAUCACCGUGCAUCACACGGAGGUUCUGCCCACCGCGCAAAAGCUGGCCGACGAGAUCCUGUUGCAGAACUCCGAGAUCAACCAGGUCCACGGCGCUCCCGAUCCAACAGCCGGCGCCAGCGUGGACGACGAGAACUGCUGGCAUCUGGACGAGGAGCAAGUCCAGGAGCAGGUCAAGCUCUUCCUCUCCCAGGGGGGUUACCACGGGUCAGGGAAGCAGCUCAACCUCCUCUUCAGCAAGGUGAGAGAGAUGCUGAAAAUGAGGGACUCCAACGGUGCCCGCAUGUUGACACUGAUCACGGAGCAGUUCAUGGGGGACCCCAGACUGGCGCUGUGGAGACAGCAGGGGACCACCAUGACCGACAAGUACAGGCAGCUGUGGGAUGAACUGGGGGCGCUGUGGAUGUGCAUCGUCCUCAACCCCCACUGCAAGGCCGACCAGAAGGCUUCAUGGCUCCGGCAGCUUCGCCGGUGGAACGUCGUGGACGUGUGCCCGCUGGAGGACGGUAACCACGGCGGCGAGCUGACCCACCUGACCAACGUUCUGCCCCACGGCCCCACCGGCAACCGAGAUCCACUGAGUGAAGGCCACCGCACGGUGUUCACGCGAGCCAUCGAGGCCUGCGACCUCCACUGGCAGGACCCCCACCUGCAGCACAUCCUCGCCGAAGAGCCCCACGCCGACCGCUGUUACCUCGACGACCCAGACGCCACCCUCUUCGACGGCCAGGGGUGGCCCCUGUGGCACGAGCACGUCCCCACUGCAUGCGCCCGAGUGGAUGCGCUGAGGUCGCACGGGUACCCCAAGGAGGCGCUCCGGCUGGCCGUGGCCAUCGUCAACACGCUGAGGCGGCAGCAGAAGAAACAGCUGGAGGUCUUCCGCAGUCAAAAAAAAGAGGUUCUUCACAAGGGCAUGACAUCCAUAACCAACCUGGAAGGCUGGGUGGGACACCCUCUGGACCCCAUCGGCACUCUCUUCAGCACCCUUAUGGAGACGGGGCGAAGCAGCGAGGACGGAGCCACCGUCUUGCUCAACCUCUCAGGGUCUCCAGCCAUGGGGCGGCGGGCGGAGCAUCCCGCCCCAGUCCCCGCCCAUCACUUCCUGGACGAAGGGGAGACGCUGACGGCGCUGGCGGUGGAGACGGCGCUGAUGGGGCUGGGGCAGCAGAGGGUGAUGCCCGACGGCCUGUACGCGCAGGAGAAGGUGUGUCGCAACGAAGAGCAGCUGUUGGCCAAACUGCAACAGGUGGAGCUGGACGACGCGCUGGUCAGAGUCUUCCGGAAGCAAGCCCUCAUCCUGCUGGAGGCUGGUCCUUACAGCGGCCUGGGCGAGUUGCUCUACAGGGAGAGCGUCCCCAUGCACACCUUUGCUAAGUAUCUCUUCACCUCGCUGCUACUUCACGACGCCGAGUUGGCGUACAAGAUUGCACUGAGGGCCAUGAGGCUGCCCGUCCUGGAGUCCAGUGUGGCAUCCGGCGACCUGUCCCGCUCGCACCACAUGGUGUCGGUGGUGGCCAAUCGUUACCCUCGCUGGUUCACGCUAAGCCACAUUGAGUCCCAGCAGUGUGAACUGGCCUCCACCAUGCUGACCGCCGCCAAAGGCGACUCUCACAAGCUGCAAACGGUGCUGGAGUCCAUCCAGAAGAACAUCUACUCCUCGUCCCACAUCUUCAAACUGGCACAGGACGCCUUCAAGAUCGCCACCAUGAUGGACAGCCUGCCCGACCUCAUGCUGCUCAAAGUGUCGCUGGAGUUGGGCCUCCAGGUGAUGAGGAUGACUCUGUCCACCCUCAACUGGCGGAGAAGAGAGAUGGUGCGAUGGCUCGUCACGUGUGCCACGGAAGUCGGCGUGUUUGCGCUGGACAGCAUCAUGCAAAGCUGGUUCACCCUCUUCACGCCCACCGAGGCCACCGGCGUGGUGGCGAGCACCGUCAUGUCCAACGCCACCAUCGUGCGCCUCCACCUGGACUCGCACCAGCAGGAGAACCUGGCCAACUCGGCGCGCACGCUGGCACUGCAGUGCGCCAUGAAGGACCCGCAGAACUGUGCCCUGUCGGCGCUGACGCUCUGCGAGAAGGACCACAUCGCCUUCGAGACGGCCUACCAGAUCGUGCUGGACGCCGCCGCCACGGGCAUGAACUACACGCAGUUGUUCACCAUCGCGCGCUACAUGGAGCACCGCAGCUACCCCAUGAGGUCGUACAAGCUGGCGACGCUGGCCAUGACUCACCUGAACCUCAGCUACAACCAGGACACGCACCCCGCCAUCAACGACGUCCUGUGGGCGUGCGCCCUCAGCCACUCGCUGGGCAAGAACGAGCUGGCCGCCGUCAUCCCCCUGGUGGUGAAGAGCGUCAAGUGCGCCACCGUGCUGUCGGACAUCCUGCGCCGAUGCACGCUGACCACGCCUGGCGUGGUGACGCCGCACGGCCGCAGGAACUCCGGCAAGAUGAUGUCGCUGGACAAGGCGCCGCUGCGGCAGCUGCUGGACGCCACCAUCGGUGCCUACAUCAACACCACACACUCGCGGCUGACGCACAUCAGCCCACGCCACUACGCCGAGUUCAUCGAGUUCCUCAGCAAGGCGCGGGAGACCUUCCUCAUGGCACACGACGGGCACGUGCAGUUCACGCAGUUCAUCGACAACCUCAAGCAGAUCUACAAGGGCAAAAAGAAACUCAUGAUGCUCGUGCGGGAACGAUUCGGCUGACGCCACAACGGCCGCUUCUUACUUGAGCUCGUAUCCGCUAACUUGAAGUGAAAACCCAAAGUCUUACUCCACUCAACAUUUCACACCAGCGAGCCAGGAUGGGACGCCACUGUGUUGCCUCGGGGACCCCAAAAGCUGCCUUCACACUUGUCAUGUCUGCUCGGGUUCAAAGGAACCAGCGUGGUUCGUUGGGUCUCGUGUGGACGCCAUUAUCCCAACCUCGGGGUGCUCCCGUCAGCUCCCAUGUCAAUGCCGCAUGAACAGACACGUAUUUAAAAAGAACACAAAUUUGGAAGAGGAAACGCUGUCUCUUGCCCGUCGCUCUUUCCAAGUAUCUUUUAGAAGCUUUUCAUGAAAUCUAAUGUGGUAACCAUAGCAGAACAUACAGUGGUACCUCAGCCAAAACCCAAACAUACCAAAAGCAAACCAUCGAAAGGCAAUUCAUCCCUUCCAGACACCCAAAAAUAUGAACAAAAAAUACAUUUAUAGAGAAUUAUUACAGGGCUGCACGAUACUUACCAGACUAUGAUGGAAUUAGGACAUCAUACCAACAAAUCCAAUAACAUUAAAAUAGAUCCAAUAACCAAUCAUUUAAAAAAAAUGCUCCAAUGAGGGGAGAUUACUCGUAGUCUGCAGGGGAGCAAAUCAAGCACUCCUUUUUUUGUGACGUUAACAGCCUGUCGUACCUUCCCCUGAGCUCACAUGGAGACAAACAUUCACUUUAAGAGGAAAAACCUCAUCAGCCCCCUGAAACGCCAGCGCCGCAGCGUUUGAAAAGUGCAAAAGGUGUGCCAGAGACCUCCGUGGCGUCACAGCGGCCGCUCGGAGCGUGUGCCCGAAUACAGUGCACCUUGCUGGGCCACAGCAGGUGGCUCCUCCCCCUCUAUACUCUGGUUCUCCUGAUAGUAGUGAUGUCAUGAUAUUUCAACAGGUACACUUGGUCACAUCCUCGUUUGUUGCAGUCCUUCUUACCUCCACGUGUGCACACACUACACUUAAAAAAGUAGAUAUCGCCAAAAAAACAAUGUGAUGCAUUUACCGUACAUCCUGGCGAGAUGGAAGUUAAUAGUUUUUCUCGUCUUCGUUAUCAAACGUCACGUGCAACUUUCUUUGGCCCCGUGGUGGAUUAUUUAGCAGUUGCGCAGGAUGCUUUGUUUAGGCAUUCCAUUUGGCAGAGCGAUACAGUACCAGGCAAACGGAUCUGUUUGUUACGUACCAUACGUGUGUACAACAAAAAAUGAACCAUAUGAAAAGGUUUGACUGUCAAAAAAUAGUCUUUAGUUAACGUCACAAAAGCUGAUAUUAUAGCAUAUGAUAUUAUAUACUGAAAAUAGCGAACCGCAACAAGUAUGUUUUGUUUUUGGGUCCAGACCAGAGUAUCGAACCACAAGUGUGAACGCAGCCUUAAAGGAAAAGUAGACUUUAUUUGGAAUGUUGCCCAUCAUCCACAAUCCUUACGUGAGGUGUCUUUCUCUUUUCUGUGCCUUCUAAAGAUAUAAAAACAGGCAGCUAAUGAAUGCACGUAAUGGAAAAAACCUCCAAAAAGCACCAACAAGUCUACAUGUCCAUCAUGUGAGCUGCAUAUGAAGCACAUUAGUGUUAUUAUUAUUGUUAUUAACAUUGUUACACCCAAGAACUACCUUACUGGUGUAGUGACACCUCACCACACCACAGAAAAAUCAAUGCCCCCAGGAAGGAAGUUGCCAAAAUAGUAUGACAUGUAUGACAUGUUACCAUGAACGUAGCUGUUACUACACGCUCACAGCAUGGAUGGAAAACCACUAAACCUUGUUGGAGGUGUUUUCAUAGGUGUGUUCCGUUACGUGCAUUCAUUAGCUGCCUCUUUUUACCUGUUUUUAUAUCUUUAGAAGGCACAGUAAAGAGAAACGUGUGUUGAUGUCUCACAUGAGGAUUGUGGCUGAUGGACAACAUUCCAAAGAAAGUGCACUUUUCUUUGAAAGAAUAACAACGCUACAUCAGGGGUGUCCAAAGCGUGGUCCGGGGGCCACUUUCGGCACGCAGCUCCUUCUCUGUUGUCCUUGGGCUUAUUGUGAAAAUAAAAUCAAUGUAUUGUGAA